Messenger RNA from Eublepharis macularius, 1576 nucleotides. RefSeq names its product tumor protein p53 inducible protein 13 (gene TP53I13). Lineage: Eukaryota; Metazoa; Chordata; Lepidosauria; Squamata; Eublepharidae. Gene Ontology annotation, cellular component: cytoplasm. Bases 97 to 1407 code for a protein of 436 amino acids. The transcript is spliced from 9 exons. The record is from RefSeq and is a predicted model, not a curated record.
GCCCUCCUUCCCGCCCUCGCCGCGGCAGGCGGAGGCGUUGCCGCUGGCCGGGGCCAGCCCAGCGCGGCCCAGGACCGGAGAGGCCGGGCGGUCCGGAUGGGGGAGCCGCCGCCGCCGCCGCUCCUGCUCCUCCUGCUCAGCCUGGCCGGGCGCGGGGCGGCCGCGGAGCCCAGCUUCCAGCAAGACCUUCCCCCUGAAGCGCACUACCGCUGCCUUGGCAGGUCCUGGCCCAUCCCCCAGCAGGUAUGCCGGGUGCUGUCCAAGACCUACCAGGCAGAGGACAGCAAGAUUGUAGUGGACGCCAAAAUAGUCUAUAAUCAGAGCAUCCCUCACAGUGGGCCACACAGGCCAUUUGGUGUAGCAGCAGGAGAGUACCGGUACUGCCCGCCCCAGCGCUGGCUGCACAACCUGAAGCAAGGUGGGGUCGCCUUCCUCUACCACCCCUGUGCUCACCCCUCCCUGCGGGGCCAGCUGACCCUGCUCGCCCGAGCCUGCCUGCCUGAUUACAUCCUCACCCCAUACGGUGGCCUCACGCAAGAAUGGCCCCUGGCCCUGGUGGCAUGGGGUGCCACCCUGCAGAUGGCAAAGGUGGAGUUGACCCAAGCUGUGGCAUGGCUGAAGAGACAUGCUGCCCCAAAGAGGAGAGGCAAUCCCUGGGCAGGCAGGAGGUAUCGUCAUUGGAUGACGCGCCCAGCAGUACGUGCUGUGGGCAGAGAUGUGUGCCCAGCACAUCGUAUGCAGGUCUUGCAGAAGCUUCUCUGCCACUUGGAUACCAACAGGAGACGCCGAGCGCUGCAGGCAUCAGACAGGCAGGGCACAGAGCACCACCCUCAUGGCUCCCGUGAGCGGAAUUUGGCAGUAGCUAGGCAUAGCCGAGACAAAAUCAUAGCCCUGCCUUCUGCUUCUUCUAAGUUGCAGGCCAAAAGGAAAGACGUUCUUGAGCCAGUGGUGGCUAAUGGAAGUUCCCAAAUGAGUAUUCUGGCCCAGCUGGGUACCAGACCUUCAGUUACAAUUGGCCAGACUGCAAGGGGAACGGCUCUGAAACUGACAUGUCCAUGUGCCGAUGGAGACCACCACCAAGCCCCAGGCCAGCCGCUGAAAGCAAAGGCUGAGGAGGUGGGCAAGCAUGUGCGCACACCUCGCACUGAAGAAGCCGCUUGGGCUGCCAGCGCUCUCACUUUCUUGCUGAUCAUGCUGACGCUGGCUGUGUUGUACACCCGGCUGCACCGGAAUUGCCGCCGCAGCCACUCUCUCUACUGGACAAUGAGUGCUGAAGACGGGCACGACACAGUGGCCACGGUCAUCAAACGCCGGAUUCUGUCAGCCCAGAGCAGGCGCAAAAAAAGACCCCGGCUGCAGCAGCACAGGGCGCUUCUACAGACUACAUCCAGCGACAGCUCUGAGUAGGGCCUGGACACCUCCUGGGAGGAGCUUUUGGCCGGAGGGAUCUCGGGUUGGGGGGAGAGGGGUGCAGGUCAGCACAACCCGCACACCAUUUCGGCCUUGGAAGGAGCUGGCUCCUUGCCUGGACUACUUUUUGAUUUUCUUACUAAAUAAAAUAUAUAUUUCCUACCAA